Messenger RNA from Iphiclides podalirius (scarce swallowtail), 2385 nucleotides. The record is from the annotation of a GenBank genome assembly. Lineage: Eukaryota; Metazoa; Arthropoda; Insecta; Lepidoptera; Papilionidae.
AUGGCGGACGACGACUUUAGUAAGCUAUUACAACAAGCUGAACAGCUAACAACAGAAAUAGAAGGAAAUGAGGAGCUGCCGAGAGUAGAACGAUCUUUAGGUCAAGUACUGGAGGCAUCUCAUGAGCUGUAUUCUAGAGUUAUUCAAUCUGGAGCUAACGACAUCCAAGCGCAUCUUCUAUUUGGGUCUAAAGGUAUAGAUUUGCAGCAAAUAUCUCAAAAAUUGGAAACACUCAGCUCAAAGCGUACAUUUGAACCACUUCAACCUAUUGCUGAUUCAGAUGUUGAAAGUUUCUUGAAAAAUGAAAGGGAAAAUGCAAUUUUGUCACUGAUAGAUGAAGUCAAUAAGAAUUCACUACAAACAACUGAAGAUCAAAAAUGGGAGCAUAUGCUUUCUGAAUGGAACAAAGAGAAGUUAAAACUCAUGAAUGCUAUGAUAGGACCAUCGCAAAAUUGGCUAGACCUUAAAAGAACCCCUGAGCCUCCAAGUAUUGCAGAUACUCCAAAAAAAUUUGGCCAUUCUAUGUUGGAUAACAUAGAGGCUGCAUACGCUAGACAAGUUCAUCAAUACAACAAAUUAGUAUUUCAAGGGACUAAGUCAAGGACAGUAUUGCAUCAGAAAUUUGCACAAGUUGCUGAGGAGUUCAAUGACAUGAAAGUGAAAGAAAUGUGGGAAAUCAUAAAAACAAUGGCCAAUAUACCUGCACUUGUAAUGGAUGAAGAUCCCCUUAAAGCUAGAGGAAAUCCUACAAUUCAGCAAUGUCUUAUUGCGCAGGGGAAGAAGUAUUUGGAGAAAAGAUACAAGCAAUACAUGAGUGACGUAGUGCGUGCUAAUCCUGCAGCAGCAAUGAGGGGAGGAGAACCAGAUGGAGUUGUUGAUGAUCGACCUCUUUGGCCUAUGAUUUAUUACUGCCUCAGAAGUGGUGACGCUAAUGCUGCUUUAUAUUGCCUACGCAAAGCUGGACGUGAUCAUGAGGAAUUUAUAUCAGCUCUUGAGGAGCACAUUAGAAAUCCUGAAAAGGCAUUGAGUGACAAGUUGCAGACUGCAAUUAACUUUCAGUACAGGAUACAAGUUCGAAAUUCAACUGAUCCUUAUAAAAGAGCAGUUUACUGUGUUGUUGGUUGCUGUGAUGUGAGCGAUGAGCAUUCUGAAGUCGCACGAACAGCUGACGAUUAUCUGUGGUUAAAACUGUCUGUUAUAAAGUCACGGCCUAACAAUGAACCUGAGCCAUUUACAUAUUCAGACUUACAAAAGCUCAUUUUAGAAGAAUAUGGAGAAACACAUUACCAUGCCUAUGAAAAACCAUUAGUUUAUUUCCAAGUUUUAACAUUAACUGGACAGUUUGAACCAGCUAUUGAGUUUCUUUCAAGAAUACCAAGAUAUCAAGUUCACAGUGUCCAUAUGGCUUUAGCUCUACACGACGUUUACAUGUUAGGUACACCUAGAAAUGUUCAAGCUCCAUUAUUAUCUGUUGAUACAGAUGAUCCAUCACCACUACGCAGACUGAAUUUAGCAAGAUUGUUGCUACUUUAUGUUAGAAAAUUUGAACUUUCAGAUCCUUCAGAUGCUUUGCAUUAUUACUUCUUUUUAAGAAAUCUAAAGGACCCCAGUGGUAAAAACUUAUUCAUGUGUUGCUGCACAGAUCUUGCAUUAGAAAGCAGGGAUUAUGAAUUAUUGUUUGGUAGAAUGGAUCCUACAACAGGAUUAUGCAGCACUGGCUUAUUAGAUCAAUUCAAUAACCCUCACAUAGACAGUAAGGUUAUAGCCCUUAAUGUUGCAGAACAAUUAGUGAACAAAGGCCUUUUUGAAGAUGCCAUAACUGUAUAUGAUAUUGCUGGGAACAUGGAAAAAGUUUUAGAACUAUUUUGCGUGCUAUUAGCCCAAGUGGUAAACAGCGGCGGAGGUGCUAGUGGACUACGGCAACGUUUAUCUUUACUAGCAGAUCAUGUGUCAAAACGUCUACGGUAUGCCGACACCACAGCAUUGCCUGCAGCAUUGGUAGAAGCUUAUAUGAAACUUUGCAAGCUUAUGACAUUCUUUGAUCAGUUUCAUAGUGAAAACUACGAAGGAGCCCUUGAGACACUCCGUGAAUGCGAAAUAGUUCCGUUGCACGCGGGCGAAUUAGAGGCGCGCGUGUCAGCGGCGCGGCUGGCUCGCGGCGAGCUACUACGAAGUCUGCCAGCUGUGCUGCGCGCACUUUGCACUAUAUUGUUGGCGCACCGACAGCGGCUGCGCAACUCCAACGCGCACAACAUACCCGCAAAUAAGCAAAUCGAGUGGUUGCGAGAACAAGCGGAAAUUCUCAACACUUUCGCGGGAAACAUUGCAUAUAGAAUGCCUGGAGAUACUUACAGCCAAUUAGCUCAGAUGCAAAUUCUAAUGCAU